AUGUAUUCUCCACAAAUGGAUCUGGACACCAACUCCAGCCCCUCUGCAUUCUUUUUAAUCGGCAUCUCUGGGCUCGAAUCAGCCCAUCCUUGGUUGGGCCUCCCCUUCUGCAUUAUGUAUAUCGUGGCGCUUUUAGGAAACUCUGCUCUCCUGCUCGCCAUCCGACUGGACCGCACCUUGCACAACCCCAUGUUCUACUUCCUGGGCAUGCUGGGAGUUAUCGACGUGGUCAUGGCUACAUCUACCGUACCCAAAAUGCUCGACAUCUUCUGGGAGGGCUCCCCAAAGAUUGGCUCCAAUGCCUGUUUCAUCCAAAUGUUUCUCAUCCACUCCGUUACAGCGAUGGAAUCGGGGGUCUUGUUAGCGAUGGCCUUCGACCGGUACGUUGCCAUCGGCCACCCGCUGAGAUACGAGGCAAUCUUGACGCCCCGACGGGUGGCCCAGAUUGGCCUGGCUAUUCUGGUGAGGGGGGUUCUUUUCAUGGUGCCUUUAAGUUGGAUGGUGAGCAACUUGCCAUACUGUGCUUCCAGGAGGAUUCCUCACUCCUACUGCGAGCACAUGGCGGUCGUGAAGUUGGCCUGUGUGGACUCCACGGCCAGCCACGUCUACAUCGUGGCGGGAUCCACACUGAUCGUUGGGAGCGACACGGCCUUCAUCGCCGUUUCUUACGGGCUGGUGCUGAGGGCCGUGAGGAAGCUGAGCGAGAAGGCAGAACAGCUCAAGGCCUUCAGCACCUGCAGCUCACACCUCUGUGUGAUGUUGCUGUAUUACCUGCCCGGGAUGGCUUCCAUUUACAUGCAGGGCUUUCGCCAAGGCGCACCGCCUCACGCCCAAGUCCUGCUGGCGGAUCUCUACCUCAUCCUCCCGCCCACGUUGAACCCAGUCAUUUACAGCAUCCGGAUGAAACAGGUGCGCAAAGCACUCCGCAGAGUAUUUCCUUUCGGCCCCGCCUCCUGGUGA
This is a messenger RNA of Sphaerodactylus townsendi, 960 nucleotides long. RefSeq names its product olfactory receptor 52I2-like. The transcript has a single exon. Gene Ontology annotation, biological process: G protein-coupled receptor signaling pathway. Gene Ontology annotation, molecular function: G protein-coupled receptor activity; olfactory receptor activity. NCBI's taxonomy places the organism in Eukaryota, Metazoa, Chordata, Lepidosauria, Squamata, Sphaerodactylidae. Gene Ontology annotation, cellular component: membrane. The record is from RefSeq and is a predicted model, not a curated record. Bases 1 to 960 code for a protein of 319 amino acids.